Messenger RNA from Ichthyophthirius multifiliis, 5553 nucleotides. RefSeq lists its product as hypothetical. Gene Ontology annotation, biological process: calcium ion transport. The transcript has 7 exons. NCBI's taxonomy places the organism in Eukaryota, Ciliophora, Oligohymenophorea, Hymenostomatida. The record is from RefSeq and is a predicted model, not a curated record.
AUGUAAAAAUUAAAACAAAUAGGGUAAAUAUAUAUUGAUUAAUAAAUUAAUAUCAAUAUACUGAUAAAAUUAUUACAUGAUAAACAUAUUAAAAAAUCAAAUAAACGUAUUCCGUUCCUAAAUUUGCUUAUUUAUGCGUUUUUAGACUGUAAAUAAUCUUGCAAUAUACCACAAAUGAUGAAAGUAAGAGAAUGGAAUAAUAUUGAUUAUGUUUCAGACAUGAAUAUUUCGGAUAAUGUUGAAUUUAUUGAUAGUUUAAAAGAAGUAAAAAAGUUUAUUAAGAAAUUUAUAAAGGAAGAAUUUUAAGGUUUUUAUACUAAUAAUAAAUUUAUAAUUGAGGAGUUUUAUAAAGUUUUAGAAUUAUUUUAAAAAAGUAUUGAAAAAGGUAUAUGGAAAAAUAGUUAUAAAUUAGAUGAAAUAUUACCAGAAAUUGUAAAAAUAUUAAUUAAUUAUACUGAUACUGAUAAAAAUUUAAGUAAAAUAUAAUAUUUAUAUAUAUUUAAAUAUAUAUAAAUAUAAUAUUAUAUAUAUAUUAUAUAUAUAUAUAUAUCUAUAUUUAUUUAUUACUUACAUAUAGGCAAUGAAAAACGAAAAGAAGCCGUAUUGUAUUCUUUGGAAAGAAAUAUAUAAAAAAGUGAGGAGAUAAUCGAAAAAUGUAAAUAGAAAAUAAGCCAUAUAAUCCAACUUUAUAUCGAGAUUCAUACUAAUAUACGUGUUAGCGAUGUCUUAUAUUAUUUAAAAUAAUUAAUGGUAGAUAAAGAGAAAUAGAAAAGUCCAAAAAAAUAGAUAUUGAAGGACAAAUAUAGAUAGAUGAGAUAUAGUUCUAAGUUUUAUUCACAUACAUUUACUAUUUUUGAUGAAAUAAUUAAAAAGACUAAACAAUAUUAAGAUGUAUAGGACGAGAAAAUAUGCUAGAGUGAAAUUUGGAUUGAAAACUUUUUAAAAAUUAUAGAAAAAGACGAUAAAAUUUUUGGUUUUAAAUUAUAUGAAUUUUCACUCGUUUUAUUUGAGUUAAUUAUUGUUUUAAAUAAUAAUGAAAUUUUUAAACUUUUAUUAUUCAUUUUGUACUCUAUUUUUACUUAAAGAUAAAAACUACUUGAAAAUGUAUAGAAAAUUAUACUCUUUGAAAAUGGAUUACCUAAAUAAAUUACAUAGUCUAUUGGCUAUUUUAAAUAUAAAUUACAUAUUUUAUCAAACAAAAGUAUACUUAUGGCUAAUUUAGAUAAUUAAGGAAUACUUUUUGAUUAUUUUAUAUCUAAAAGUGAUAAAGAUUAUACUAUUUCGCCACUUUCUUAGGCUAUUAUUUCUAAUUUAUAUUUUUAUUCAUAGACUAUGAAGAAAGGGUUUUAAUUAACAAAUUUUAAAUUUAGUUUAUAAAAAAUAGACAAGGAAAUAUUAAAUUCCGAUAAAAUAAUAAAUUUUUAUAAUGAAAGGGAAAAAAAUAAUAUUCUUAUUUAAAAUUUACUACGUUCUCAUGAUUUACAUUUACCUUUAAUUAAUUUUCUUUAAUUUUGCAAAUGUGAAGAUUUUUAAAAUAAUCCACUCCUUUUUUCAUUAAUUUAAACAGUUUAUAAUUAUUUAUGUUUGCUUAUAUGGAAUAAUUACGAGUCUUAACUAGAAAUUAUACCCAAAUGUAAGUUUUUAGCACAAUAGCAUCUCUUUUUUAAUACUGGAGCAAUAGAAUUUUUACUUGAUUUAUAUAAAAACGUCAAAUUUUUGCUUUUAAAUGCUUCCGAAAUUAACUAGACGGCUUCCUUUAUAUUAAAUAUAGCUAAAAAUGCCAAGACACCUUUAUUUUAUAAAUCUAAAUUGGUUUAUUUUCUGAAAACUCUAGUAGUUUUGAAUAAUAAUCCUUUAAAAUAAAAUUAAAUUACAAUCCUUUAAUUGAUUUAAGAAAAGCAAUUCUAAGACUAUAUUUUUAUUAAUGAAAGAAAAAAAAUAAUCCCCGAAUUUUAUAACGAAGACUAAAAUCUGAUAAAAACAAACGGACAAAUUUGGUAUUUUUAUGCCUUUUUUGUACUUUCUACUUUUCUCAUAGAAGGAAAAAACAAACUCAAUUUAAACAAAUUUAGAGGCAUAUAUAAUAGUGAGUAUUUAUUGGAAAUAUAUAGUGAAAUUAAAGAGUGUAUUUUAUUAAAAAAAUGUCUCCGAAGUUUCAUAAAUAGGCUUUUUUAUAUAGAUUUUGAUAAUUUAGGGGAUAAAGAGAGUGUUUUUUGGGACUUUUUAAGAGUUGAUUUAUAAUUUAUUAUUGAGGAAUUGGAGAAAAGUAGGGAAGUUUGGUAAAAAAAGGAGAUUUUUUUAAAAAAAGAAUUCGAUUUUUAUAUUGAAUAUAAGUUUUUUUGGAGUUAUUUUUGUAUUUUUUUAAAGGAAAAUAUUUUGGCCAUUUUCUUUUUGGUUUAAAAUGAGGAAUUUUUGAAUAUUUUAAUAGAAAAUUUGGAAAAAAAUGCCAAAAAAAAACAGUUUUUUGCACAUAAUUUACUUCUUAGGCUUUUUGGGGAAAUUUAGAGUCUACAUUUUGGACUGUUUUUUAAUUUGGAAAAUUAAAUUAAAUAUAUUAAGGAUGUUUUUUUAAAUAGAAUUUUUUCCUAAAAAUAAGCCUUCCCUUUUGAAGCUUUUUGGAGAAAUGAAAAUCUAAUAAUAAAAGGCGUUUUAGAUGAAAAAAUUCAAGUAAAUAUAAGAAAUUUAAUAUUGGAAGCUUCUCGAGAUUGUAAAUAGGAAGAUUUUUGUAUUUAAAAUUGUUUAAAAGUACUUUUUUUGGAAAAUGAUGAUAAUUAAUAAAAAGAUUUUUCUUAAUAUAAGAAAUAAACGGCUAAAGAAAGUAAUAAAAAUAAGGAUUUAAAUAAAUAUCUUAACAAAAAAUUAAAAAAUUUAACUUCCUAUUUAAAAUAUGAAAUAAGCUUUGUCUAAUUUCUUGAAAAAAUAAAAAUGAAUAAUAAGUAAAUAUAUAUGUAUAUAUAUACAUAUUUAUAUUUAUAUUUUUAGUCUACUUCAUAAAUUACUAUUGAUUUAUGGGAUAUACAUUAUUGGAUUUAAUAUUAAAAAGAAAUUGAAGAAACUUAAAAUAAAAUGCAAUCUUUUCAAUCUGCAAGGCUUAUCUGUGAACUUUUAAAAUAGAAAAAUCUUGAAUAAAGGCUUAAAUUAAUUAAUGAGAUUUUACUUUUUGGAAUUAGUUAAUUAUUAGGAGGGAAUUAGAAUGUCUAAAAAGAUUUAUUACAUAUUUUAAAGGAAGAUCGGGAUAAUUUGAUACUUUAGAACAUAAAUAAUUUAAUAUAGAGGCUUUCGAAGGUAAUAUAUAGGAUUUCAAAAGAAGAAAUCAAGCUAUAGCAAUUUACUAAAGAAGCUUAGUAAUAAAACAAUCUAUUGAUAAUAUAAAACUAUGACUUUUUUUGUGAAAAAAGUUACAAUAUGAUUCGAAAAAAUACAGGUCUUUAAGAUUCUUGUGACGAAUUGUAUUUUUUUAGUCAAUGUUUGACAAUUUUAUAGGGAAUUUUUAAGUUUUUAUAAUUAAUGUGUGAAAAUAAUAAUAUAGAAAUGAAAAAUUAUUUAAGGCAAUAAAUAAAUUUAGAUAAUAAAUUAAAAGUAAAAAACUUUAAUUUUAUAAAUAUUUCGAAUCAAAUUAAUUAAUUGUUUAUCAAAAUAAUGAAUAAAGAUUUAAUUACUAUUCCUAAUUUUAUUAUUGAUUUUCUUAUUGAAGUUACUCAAGUACCUUGCAUUUAAAAUUAGCUUUCUUUAUCUUAAACUACUUUUUACGAAGAUAUUUUUAUUAUGGCUUAGUUUUUUAAUGUCAUUAUAUAUAUUAUUAUUAAUUUUAAAUAUAAAUAUAGAUAUAAUAAAAUAAUGUAAAUAGAUUUUUUAUUAUAGAUGAAGAUAUUGAUUAAUUAUAUUAUUUUUAUAAUAAAUGUUUUAGUAGUUUUAGAAAGCCUUAAUUAAUAAAUAUAUAAUGAAAUAAAAAAUAAACUAUAAAUAGACUUUUUAGUAAUAAUUAUACAGAGGAAUUUACAAAAACUAAAUUUAAAAACUCUUUCUUAAUUAAAAAAAUACCUUUAUAGAAAAAAUAAAGAAACUGGCUUUUAUGAUUAACAUAUUACUGAAAUAUUAAACAAUUUGACUAUAAUAAAAAGAUUUUCGGAAUAUGAUAUAUAAAUAAACUAGAUUUUUCAUCAAAAAUUAUCGUCUAGUUAUUCCGAAAUGAUUUUUUAUUUAGAAAAGAAAAUUGUUUCAAUAGAAAUACAAUACUAAAAGGAACUUAAGUAGUUAUAUUUCCCCUUUAUUCCUUUAUUUAACUUUGUGUCAGAUGAUACGAAAGACAAAAUAAUGAAAAAUGUCAAUAGAGAAAGCUAAAGAGAGAAAAUAACCGAUCUUUUAUAAUAUAAAAAUGUCGUCUUUGACGAAAUAGAACAUAAUUUUAGCCUUAAUUAAAACAAAAUAAGGGCUACUUCUGAAAAUAUUUAACAAAUAUAAAAGCUUGUAGUAUACAUGAGCCUUUUUUUGAAUUUAUUAUUAAUUUUAUCAGUUAAUAUUUAAUUCGAAAAUUUAUAAGAAAUGAAAAUUGUAAUAAAUAACUAUUUAAUAAAAAUUUUUAUAGGAAUAUUAUUUAUUAUACACCUUAUAUUGACUCUUUUAUUAAUUUUAUUCACAUUCAUUAACUAGGUUCCACCAAAAAAUGCAAAAAUAAACACUCAUUGGUCAAAAAUAAAACUAUUUUAUUAAAAUGAUUAAUUUACAUUUCUUUCCAUAUUGCUAUCAGCCAGUGUUUUAGGAAAUUUAAUUCAUAUAAAAUAUUAAGUCCUUACAUUACCAUAUGCUAUAGUAAUUAAAUAUAUUUAAACAUAUAAAAAUAUAUAAAUAUAUAUAUAAAUAUAUAUAUUUAAAUAUAUAUUUAUAUAUAUAUAUAUAUAUAUAUAUUAUUUAUAUAUUUAUAUAUAUUAAUAGAGUAAACUAAAAUCAUCUUAAGGAAUAGUUGAAAACGUUUACUAGUCUAUAUUUUAUAAGAUGAAGUAAUUGAUUAUUUUUAGUGUAUUAGGAAUAAUGUUUGUGUAUAUUUUUAGUGUUAUUGCAUUUGAAAAUUAUAUAAAUGAGAUUUAUAAAGAUUUAUAAGUUAUAUAGAAUAGAUAGACUUGUAAUUCAUUAAUUUUUUGUAUGAUGACUUUAAGUCUUUCAGAUGUAAUAGGUAGCUCAAUGAGUGAUUGGGAUACAUCAACAUUUGUAUAUAAUUCAUUGUAUUUUGUAUUCAUAAGUGUACUUUUUAUGAACAUUGUAAGUGGGAUAAUGAUUGAUACUUUUGCAGAAAUGAGAGAUAAAAGAAAUUUUAUUGAAUAAGAUAAAAAAAAUAAAUGCUUUAUUUGUGGAUUAGAAAGAACAACAAUUGAAAAUCAAGACAAAAGUUUUGAAGAUCAUACUAAAAAACAUUAUUUAUGGAAUUAUAUUUUUUAUAUUUAUAGUUUAUAAAAUAAAGAUAGUACUGAAUAUACAGGAUUAGAAUAUUUUAUAUCGGAUAAAUUAUAAAAUGAAGAUAUAUAAUGGAUACCUAAUUUAACUAGUCUUAACAAUUGA